Messenger RNA from Schistosoma haematobium, 2961 nucleotides. RefSeq names its product dihydropyrimidinase (gene PYD2). Gene Ontology annotation, biological process: pyrimidine nucleobase catabolic process. Lineage: Eukaryota; Metazoa; Platyhelminthes; Trematoda; Strigeidida; Schistosomatidae. The transcript has 7 exons. The record is from RefSeq and is a predicted model, not a curated record. Gene Ontology annotation, molecular function: dihydropyrimidinase activity. Gene Ontology annotation, cellular component: cytosol. The coding region runs from base 608 to 2353 and encodes 581 amino acids.
CUUUUUAAUGUCUCAAAUGAACUCGGCGCCCAAAUAUUGUGAAACUAUUCGUUUAAAUUUAGACGAAAGUUCUUAUUUAAUUGUAUAAAUGUCAAAUAAUUAUUAUUACUAUAGUAGAAGGUUGUUAAAUUACGUAGUAUAAAUCAGUUAGACAACUGGUGGAAUUCAAGGAGAAUUGGAUAGCUGUUAAUGAGACAUCCUGGUUACUAAUCCCUGUUUAACUGAAAUCAAUCAGUGACGUGAACUACCAAAUAAUCAUUUUUUGUUGAACAAUCAUGCGGGCUGAAAAAAAUACUGCACAUAGCGGUCGUACAUAAGCGUAGGCAAAUAACUAUAGGCAGCAACGGUAUGGAUACCACUUAACUCUGAGUCAUUUAAGAGUUACGUGUCGUUUCUGAAACACUAAUCUGUCAAGUCAAUUAAACCAACCCUGUUUGUCUAUUCAAGGUCAUCAUGUGAGCUUAUCACGAUUCGUUCGUUAGAUUGUAUGCAUCAAUUUGUGACCAAUAAAAGCAAUCAACUGUAACCUUGAGUUGUGAUUCGUUCAUCAUAAGGAAUGGAACUAGGGCUCAUUGUCUUGCUGUAUUGAUUGGACAUAUCGACAUCGAUGCCGGAUGCUUCUGCUAUUUCCAAACCACUGUUGCUUAAAGGAGGCACAGUCGUGAACCAUGACGUAUCUUUCAAAUCAGAUGUUUUAAUUGAUAAUGGUAUUAUUCAGGCUGUUGGUGAAAACUUUAGCUACCCCAACGGCACAGAAAUUAUCGACGUAAGUAAUAAAUUAUUAUUACCUGGCGGAAUUGACUUGGACUGUCACAUUGGUGUCGCAACCUCAAAUGACCCUAUAGCUGAUACUUACCUCUCUUCAGGAAAAGCAGCUCUUUUUGGUGGUACAACUACAAUUGUAAACACGGUUAAUGCUUAUCCUGGGGAAUCACUAAUAGACGCAUAUGAACAGUUUGUAUCAUCAGCCCAUGAAAGCCUAGCAUGCGAUUAUGGUGUAUGCUUGCGGUUGGCUGGCUUCUCAUCAGAAAUGAACAACGAGCUGAAUACUUUAGUUCAAGAUAAAGGAGUGCUGCUAUUUUCCGUUCGUGUGGGUUCAAAAUCUUCAUCUGUGGUAGAUAAUGAACAGUGUAUUAUCAAUGAAGAAGAAUUUUGUUAUUUCUUAAAGGCAUGUCGACAACUAGGAGCGUUGCCAAUGCUUGAAGCAGCUACUUCUGUGUCGUUAGCUGAGAAAUUAUCCUCAGACGUGCAAAUCAAUUGUCCCGAUAUUGGUCCAGAAGUCAAUUUAUUGGUUUCACCGGAAGAAGCUGAGGCAAAUAGUAUAUUGCAAGGAUCUUUGUUUUCACAAUAUGCAGGAUUUUGUUGUCCGCUUUUAAUUUCUAGAAUUCAUAGUAAAGCAGCACUAAAUUGCUUCAUUGAACAGCGCCGUAUGUGUAGAGGUAUAUUAUUUGGACAAACUAGUAUUCCCGCAAUAGCUAUUCCUCUUUCUUUAAUAAACUGUGAUGAUCAUCCUGACGACAUGUUGACCCAUUCAAAGAAUUGGGCUGUUGCUGCUAGUUACAUGUGCGACCCUCCAUUACGACCAGAUACUUAUCUUAGCCGAAGGUUGCUGACUCACCUCGUCUCUGAAGACUUGACUUGCGUUGGUUCAGGUCAUCGGGCAAUAACCACUGCAGUUCGUGCAGCUUUUGGAUCAAAAAGUGCUGUACAUAUACCUCGUGGUAUAGCAUCUUUGGGCUAUAGAAUGGUUGCCUUAUGGCAUUUUGGUGUUGAAAGUGGAUUUUUGGAUCCUUGUACGUUCGUCAAAGUAACUAGCUCUAAUCCUGCAAGAUUAAUUAAUGUUUAUCCUCAGAAAGGCAGAAUAGAAGUAGGUUCCGACGCCGAUAUAUUAGUUUGGUCAAACUCCUAUAAGCAAGACGUUUUGAAAAACAUUUUACCCGAUGGUGUACCUAACCUAUUUUCUAACACUGCUUAUCAUUCGGGACCUGAAGUGGUUAUAUUACGUGGUCAUAUUGCUGUUCAUAAUACCGAGUUUUCAAAUAACACUUCCACUCAUGGGAAACUGCUUGUUUGCCGACCAUUUUCUCAUUAUGUGUAUGCUCGUGUCGAUUCAGUGGAAAGAAGUGUCAAUUCCGAAUUUAAAAUGCUCCAACGCGAACCAUACGUAGGAAAUGCAGUUUCCAUUACUACUGAAACUUCAAAUGAUAACAAGGAAGGGUACUACUUUCGGAAAGAAUAUUAUGAUAAUAUACCCAGAGUGGCCUUACCACCUGGUCAGAGGAAAAUACACACGUCAGUUAAAACGGCUCAACCUCCCGGUGGUUCAUCGAAUGCGUUUUGGUCAAACGAAUAGGAAAAUCCAUUGUCUGUGGAUGUUAACUUCUACAUUUUCGAUUUCUAGCUUUAUAUUUCACUUUGAGUAAUUUCCAUGGUGCAUUUCAACUAAACCAACUGAAUUUCCUUAACUAUUUACGUGUCUUAAUAUCAUUUCUUUGAUUAAAACAGCCAUUAAUGUUGUGCAAAAUAUUUAAGUAACAAUCUAAUAAAUUCAAUUGCGAGUUAUCCUUUUAUACAUUCCGAUCGGUUGAUUGUCUGAUGGUUCUAAAAAUAUAAUGAAGAAAGCUUUGUUUUGUAAUCUUCCAACCAUAACGUAUUAACUAUAGAAGCCUCCAAAGUUACACACUAACUUAGACCAAUGCUCUAGAGAUUGGUGAAAAUGCACGAUCUUUUUCAAAUAGUGUUUUUGUAACGUCCGACCGCUUUUUUCUGGAUUACAAGCGUCACCUAUCACUGUAUUUUCAUGUCAAUCACCAAUUGAUGGUACUCUUUGUCUGAUCUAACCUGAGAUUCAUCCAAUCUUGUUUUUAUUAACACCAAGAUAGUACUAAGUCCUCCAACCUGUUAAUCAUUACAAUCUUGUUAAUUGGUUUAGCCUUACUGGAACCUAACGCCCAACUUCAC